Aspergillus homomorphus CBS 101889 is the source of this 1171-nucleotide messenger RNA. Its product is annotated as MOSC domain-containing protein. The record is from RefSeq and is a predicted model, not a curated record. The transcript has a single exon. Lineage: Eukaryota; Fungi; Ascomycota; Eurotiomycetes; Eurotiales; Aspergillaceae. Bases 187 to 1095 code for a protein of 302 amino acids. Gene Ontology annotation, molecular function: molybdenum ion binding; catalytic activity; pyridoxal phosphate binding.
AUGUUAGGGCAGGUAGCUGUCGAGGUAAACUUGGCAGAGCUCUUGCCUUAUUCGUGUAUGAUGGCAGCUGAUAACAUGCCAAGAUGAUGUGUCGUAGGCACUAAAUCUUGAAUUCUUUUAAGAGCGGCCUUGGCCCAUGAGCUAUGCCGGAGAGUUCCAAGCCCUGAAGAGCAUCGUCGUUUAAUCAUGUCUCAUUUCAUUCAUGAACCUUUUUCUAAAGCUUCAGUACCCGCAGAUGACAUCUUGUUAUGUGUGCGAACUGGCAAAGUCAAACAACUGGGCCCAGGAUCUGUAACUUCAGCCAUCGAGAAAUUACCAUGCCCGGGGAGGGUCUAUGUCACCGAGCAGGGUUUGACCGGUGAUGAGCAGGCGUACGAACACCAUGGAGGAACCGACAAAGCCUUGCAUCAAUACUGCUCCCGGCACUAUGAGGCCUGGAAGCGAGAGGUACCCGAGCGAGCACAUUUGUUCAACAUUGGCGGGUACGGGGAGAAUAUCUCGGCUGAAUCGUUCGACGAAACCAACACUUGUAUUGGCGACAUUUUUCAGAUCGGGCCAGACGGCGUGCUCGUGCAGGUCAGCGAGCCGAGACAACCAUGCUUCAAGCUAAAUCGUCGAUUUGAGUUUGCGCAAGCUUCAAUACGAACGCAGACAACCAGAAGAACCGGCUGGUACUUGCGUGUCUUGAAGCCUGGUUUUAUACAGGUCGGUGAUUGCAUGAGACUGGUACGGCGCAUCAACCCAGUAUGGUCAGUGAGCAAAGUCGGGAAUUUUCUCUGGGAGGAUCGAAAGAACGUUGAGGCGCUGAGAGUGCUCAGUGAGCUGCCUGGGCUUGGCGAGGAGAUUGCCCAGAUUUUUCGCAAACGACUCGCCACUCGAGAAGACGAAGACAUGCUCUUUCGUCUGCACGGUGACGCAUCGAUGUGGAAGGAAUCACUGGAUUGUGGAAGGGCGAAGAUGGGGUCUUUGAUUAUUCUUGUCAGAGUAUUUUUGUUUGUAGGGGUUGGAUUUGGGUUAUGGACGGGACUGAAGGAUGUGAUCUUGCAAUUAGGAUUUCAUGCUAUUGAUGCGUGCGGCAUGAGCGACGAAUUGUGAAACCAUGAGAAAAAGAAUGCAUUGAAUUACAUCGUCAAUAAGAUAACCGCGUAGACUUGAAGGGAUUAUUGCAUUG